AUGCCAUCUCCUUCUGAUUCUCCCCAUCAGAAAACUUUAUAUGGAGAGAUAGGGCUUGACAGGACGGAGCCAGAAAUGUCUUGGGAUCUGCAGGAGAAGACCAUGGUGCGUUUACUUCAAUUUAGCAUGCCGGUUCGCCCAGUUAUUCUACAUAUGCGGGAUGGAACAGACCAACAUGCUGGGGAGGAUCAGGUUGCUGCCCUCCAAAGGGUCCCUGACAACAGACUUCUGCUGGAAACAGAUGACCCUUACUUCAAAAAGAGUGCAGUCAAAGCAAGUACACCAGCUUUUCUGGGAGACAUUGGUGAUGUGGUCAGCAAACACAGAG
Molecule: messenger RNA, 328 nt
Organism: Ruditapes philippinarum (Manila clam)
Lineage: Eukaryota; Metazoa; Mollusca; Bivalvia; Venerida; Veneridae
Exons: 2
Source: RefSeq, a predicted model, not a curated record